GAAAAAUUGUUUGAAAUGCAGCCCCGUCAGGCUUCCCAUUCAAAGGAUGUUCGGCAGACCGAAAAAAGGAAAUUGGCCGGGAAAGCUCGCCUACCGGGUAGGACUAAGAGGUCCAAACUUCAAAACGUACCGGACCAAACAGACCCGACGAAUAGCGGAGUCAGCAUCGAGGAAGUAGCUGCAUCUGUAUCUCAAAUGAUCCUCCCAGAAUUGACACAGACAAUCCAGACAUUAAUAUCCCAGAGGGAAGAUAAUGGCGUGGUUUCAAGAAACCAACAACCGAUUGAAAAAUCUCCACCAGCAAUCAACUUGGAAUCCCUGGCAGGCCCGAGUACGGACUCUGAGCAAAAAAUUGAAACAAUCAUCAACCCACAUCAGCCAGAUUCGUGUGAAGGUCAAGAAAGGAACAUUUGGAUAAUAGGUUCAUCUAUUAUCAAGUGGGCUUUCCAACGCGCUUGCCUUUCUGAAGAGAAAGCUCAUCUAGGACUUCAACGACAAAAUUAUCGCAUCCUUUGGCAGGGCAAGGGCGGUUUAACGUUGAAUAAGUUGUUCCCUCGAAUUCAGUUGCUGUUGAGGUACGAACCUUCUCCUGAUAUUUUAAUUAUUCACUGUGGGGGAAAUGAUAUUGGUAAUGUUCCUCUUCUUGACUUACGUACAAAAAUGAAAGAAAUAUUUCAAAGAAUUCAGACCAGGCUUCCAAACACCAUUCUUGGUUGGUCUCAUAUUCUUCCUAGAUCUUCGUGGCGUUAUAGCAAUAAUGUAAAAUCUCAAAAUUUUGCUGCCAAAAGAAUUAACAGCUUUAUGAGCAAAUUGUUUGUACAAAAUGAUGGUUUUUACAUCAGCUAUCCAGAAAUCGCAUGGGAUUCUUAUGGCUUAUUCAGAAAAGACGGAGUUCAUUUAACUGAACUUGGAAAUGACAUACUACUCUACAAUUUACAAAGUACAUUGCAACAAAUCUGCUCUUUUAAUGGCGAACGUGGAACACGGCCAGUGUACUAAGCGUCGCUAAUCCUCCAAUGUUAUUGGCGGUGGUUGUUCUCGCAUAACUCGAACAACCAUGUGGCGAUUUUUCGCGACGCUUUUGGUUUUAUAGAUUUGAUAGCAAAAUGAUACUGAGUAUCUGUUCCCAGUACCAGUAUUGUUUUGUCUAUCUUUCAAAAUCAUUUAGCCAAUAAUGUAAUGUAUAAUGUCAUAAUGUAUAAUGAGCAUGAUGCUUUAAUGUAUAAUGUUGACUAAUUGUCUUAAUGUUGCAUAAUGAGUGAUGGAUGAUAUAAUGGUCAUCAAUGGUUGACAUUCAUAAUGUAAUGUAUAAUGUAACACAUAAUGUAAUGUAUAAUGUAAUGCAUACUGUAAUCUAUAAUGUAAUGCAUAAUGUAAUGUUUUAAUGAUAGGGCUAGCCAUUUUACAUACGGCAGUCCUAAGGCCGUGGCCACGUUCGCCAACAAAAUAAAACAUAGAUUAACAUUUUACAUUUGCCUUCAUUGUCUAUAAUAAUAAAAUUUAUUUUCUUUUGAAAAAUAAAUCAGAUUAUUAUAGCAAUGAACAAACCUAACUGUACUAUAAAUAAAUCUGGGAAAUUUCAUUCCCCGUAUACAUUGUGACGUCAUACUUUUUUCUCAUUGCGUCACAUUCUACAACGGUUGUAAACAGAUCAGCUGGGUAGACUGAGUGAAGAAAAAUCCCACCUACCCACGCCACGUUCUAAUAAUAGUCAAUAUUAAAACUACUACGUUUGUACAUUUUUAAUAACGCUUUCUGCCGUAGUUUUAUUUAUAUUUUCAGAUUCCUACCAGAAUACUCCAAUAGAUGAUUGUCUGUUAUUAUAUUAGACACUGUGUGUUGAACUUUGCAAAGACGGGAGGACACCUCAGUCCUGAGAUCCUGUCAUCGUCACGGCCUUGGAAGAAAUACUGGUGUUACUUGGACAUUGUAAUUUCAAUUCUUUGCGAAUUUUCGCGACACUUUUGGUUUUAUAGAUUUGAUAGCAAAUAAUACUGAGUAUCUGUUCCCAGUACCAGUAUUGUUUUGUCUAUCGGCGAUUUUUCGCGACGCUUUUGGUUUUAUAGAUUUGAUAGCAAAAUGAUACUGAGUAUCUGUUCCCAGUACCAGUAUUGUUUUGUCUAUCUUUCAAAAUCAUUUAGCCAAUAAUGUAAUGUAUAAUGUCAUAAUGUAUAAUGAGCAUGAUGCUUUAAUGUAUAAUGUUGACUAAUUGUCUUAAUGUUGCAUAAUGAGUGAUGGAUGAUAUAAUGGUCAUCAAUGGUUGACAUUCAUAAUGUAAUGUAUAAUGUAACACAUAAUGUAAUGUAUAAUGUAAUGCAUACUGUAAUCUAUAAUGUAAUGCAUAAUGUAAUGUUUUAAUGAUAGGGCUAGCCAUUUUACAUACGGCAGUCCUAAGGCCGUGGCCACGUUCGCCAACAAAAUAAAACAUAGAUUAACAUUUUACA
Messenger RNA from Magallana angulata, 2444 nucleotides. RefSeq lists its product as uncharacterized. The record is from RefSeq and is a predicted model, not a curated record. Lineage: Eukaryota; Metazoa; Mollusca; Bivalvia; Ostreida; Ostreidae. The transcript is spliced from 2 exons. Bases 16 to 999 code for a protein of 327 amino acids.